Ylistrum balloti is the source of this 1484-nucleotide messenger RNA. RefSeq names its product tetraspanin-9-like. The transcript has 8 exons. NCBI's taxonomy places the organism in Eukaryota, Metazoa, Mollusca, Bivalvia, Pectinida, Pectinidae. The coding region runs from base 1 to 840 and encodes 279 amino acids. The record is from RefSeq and is a predicted model, not a curated record. Gene Ontology annotation, cellular component: membrane.
AUGGGACUCAACUGCGCUGGGAAAUUUGGGAAGAUCUUCCUCAUCGUCCUGAAUAUAUGUUUCAUGUUGCUUGGACUAGCUUUACUAAUUCCCGGGGUGUUAGUACAUAUAAACGCAGACUAUGUCAAUGAGAAUAUACUACCUCUGAUGAGUACAUUCACGUUUGGAGGGAUCUCAUUAGCUGGUGCCGCCCAGGGGCUUUCUAUAGCUUUAAUCGUUGUUGGGUCGGUCAUAUUUCUCAUCGCCAUCAUUGGGAUUCUGGGAGCAUGCUGUGGCUGGAGGAUGGCACUCAUCAUAUACGCUACAGUGGUGCUUGUUCUGUGGGUUACCCAGCUUGUGAUUGUUUGCCUCUACAUCACCAUGAAGGAUAAGAUCAACACCGAGGUUAAGUCACAGAUGCUUGAUCAGUUGCACCAGAAUUACAUCGCAGACGAGCUGAGCACUCAAAACACGUCUACCUCCUCUAAAAUAUCGACCGCUUGGAACUAUCUCUUCAUUCAGCUUAAAUGUUGCGGUGUCAAUCCUGUGUCAUUACUCAGUAAUGACUUUGACGAGACACAAUGGAGAAAAUCCGACCCAACGAUGUCGGCACGAAUUCCCAAGUCCUGCUGUGGCGCAACUGAAGCCAACUAUCUGGUCUUUAGUAAUCCGCAAUGUACUGAUUCACUCGUCACAGGAUAUUACGUCACAGGCUGUUUUGAUGCUCUCUAUUUGCUCAUCGACCGUUACAACGUCGCAUUCAUCGCCAUCGGAGUCAUCACUCUUGUCGUGCAGGGAGUUGCUAUUGCCUCAGCUUGCCUGAUAUAUAGACAGAUGACAAGUCAUAGCCAGUUCGCUUAGUACAUACAGAUCGAACUUCUUGUGAAGACAUCUACGGACAUAACCAACAUGAACGCCCAUUAAGGAGGAACAGCCAUUUAUCUGGAUUAAUUAAAGCAUUUCCAACAUGAACGCCCAUUAAGGAGGAACAGCCAUUCAUCUGGAUUAAUUAAAGCAUUUCCAACAUGAACGCCCAUUAAGGAGGAACAGCCAGUUAUCUGGAUUAAUUAAAACAUUUCCAACAUAAACGCCCAUUAAGGAGGAACAGCCAGUUAUCUGGAUUAAUUAAAACAUUUCCAACAUAAACGCCCAUUAAGGAGGAAUAGCCAGUUAUCUGGAUUAAUUAAAACAUUUCCAACAUAAACGCCCAUUAAGGAGGAACAGCCAGUUAUCUGGAUUAAUUAAAACAUUUCCAACAUAAACGCCCAUUAAGGAGGAAUAGCCAGUUAUCUGGAUUAAUUAAAACAUUUCCAACAUAAACGCCCAUUAAGGAGGAAUAGCCAGUUAUCUGGAUUAAUUAAAACAUUUCCAACAUGAACGCCCAAUAAGCUAUAAACAAAUGAACAUAAUCCUAAUGAAAAACAACUGGCAUUAAAAAAGGUUUUAUACAAUUUUCACGCUAUAUAUAGACGUCUGAGCAACAGUAAAUGUAUUUAUAUUUCUGU